AUGCUUAAAGACUUAAUUGUCCAGUUGACAGAUGAUUCUGAUCCUUUUUUCCUUUAUAACCUUGUUAUAUCUGAGGAAGAUUUUCAAAGUUUAAAAUGCCAGCAGGGUCUUUUGGUAGAUUUCUCUGCUUUUCCGCAAAGAUUUAUAGAUCUACUUCUACAGUGCAUUCAGGAACAAAACAAAGAUACCCCAAGGUUUUUGCUCCAAUUAGUUUCUUCAGCAUCUGUUUUAGAUCACACACCUGCUUUUUUAAAUGUAGUGGAGACAAACCCAUUUAAACAUCUUACACAUCUCUCGCUAAAAUUCCUGCCAGGAAAUGAUGCAGAAAUAAAGAAGUUUUUAGCAAUCUGUUUGAAAUGUAUUAAGGAAGAAAAGUCAUUACUGGAACAAAAGCUUAAAAAAACUGAAGAUGACCUUACCAGACAACUGAGUUGCACACAGCAGAGCUUGUCAGAAAAGAGCCGGGAAUUAGAUAAGCUGAGAAGUGAAUGGACGUCACAAACAACAACACUAACAAAUAAGCACCGUCAGGAAUUGACAAAUGAGAAGGAAAAAGCUCUCCAGUUGCAGACUCAGUACCAACAACAACAUGAACAGCAAAAAAAGGAAAUGGAAAGCAUGCAUCAGAGAAGUAUCCAACAGCUACAAACUCGACUCUCAGAACUAGAGAUUGCCAACAAGGACCUAACAGAGAGACGAUACAAAGGAGACUCUACAAUUAGAGAACUUAAAGCAAAACUUUCUGGAAUAGAAGAUGAGUGCCAGAGAGCAAAGCAAGAAGUAUUGUCACUGCGUCGGGAGAAUUCUACCCUGGAUGCUGAAUGCCAUGAAAAAGAGAAACACAUUAAUCAACUACAAACACGAGUUGCUGUUUUGGAACAAGAGAUAAAAGAUAAGGACCAGCUAAUUGUUAGGACAAAAGAAGUAUUAGAUGCAACACAAGAAAAAAAGGUGAUCCUGGAAGAAAAUACAGAGAAGAAACAAGUUCAUGUAGGAAAGCUUGAAGCAACAAUAAAGUCAUUAUCGGCUGAACUUCUUAAGGCUAAUGAAAUUAUCAAGAAGUUACAAGGAGAUUUGAAAACGCUCAUGAGUAAACUGAAAUUUAAAAAUACAGUAACAAUUCAGCAAGAAAAACUCUUGGCUGAAAAAGAAGAGAAACUACAGAAAGAGCUGAGGGAACUACAGGAGACUGUACAGUCUCUGCGAGUAAAAGAGCAAGAGGUAUGCAAGUUGCAAGAACAGUUAGAAACUACAGUACAAAAACUGGAAGAAAGCAAACAACUUCUAAAAACGAAUGAAAAUGUAAUCACAUGGCUAAAUAAGCAACUGAAUGAAAUUCAGAUGGCAAGAAAGCAAGAGACUUUGGGAACGUCUACCAUUCCACCUAUACAUUCAAUCAGUGGCAGUAUUAGAACUGGCCCAUUACCUCAGAAUACGCUUGACAACAGAUUCCCCUUUUCUAGCUCAGGAAUCAGUUACCCCAUCUCUCCAGUAUGUGCUUUCCAAAGCUUUCCAGAAACAGCACCUGUGAAAAAUACCAACCACCAGGUUUCGGGACCAAAGGUUCAAUUUAAUGUGCAGCUUUCAAAAACUAAUAGACAUUCAGACAUUCAGCCAGGAUUGUCUACUGCAACUAGUCCUUCAACAAAUAAAGAAAAUGGUGAGAAUUUGGGAUUGGAAUUGAAGUAUUUAAAGAAACGAGAAGACAGCAUUCCUUUACGAGGUCUCAGCCAAAAUACAUUUAACAACUCAGAGUAUCCGAAAUCCUCCACGUCAACGAAAACAUUAACUUCAUCAAAACCCGGAGUACCAUCUGCAGCCUCUGCUUACUUCCCUGGAUUACAAACAACAUAAUCAUUAGACGAAAUCUCUUUUUUAACUAAUUAUCAAGGAUUUUGGAAGACUCUUAAUUAGAUUCUAAAGACCCUUAUCACACUUUGACAUUUUAAAGUCAAAAUGUUAUAGUAAUCUGGUAAAAUGUUAACUUUAGCACACGUUUGACUAAUCUUUGGCUUUUGUGAAGAAAAGCAAAUUGAUUUAAAUAGAUUUCAGGAUACAGUUCCAGUCAGAAAAAUAAAAUAACUAAUUUAGUUACAUGAAAAUAUUAUGCUACAAAAUGAUUGUUUAGAAAUGCUCAUUUCUAAACAGAGGCAAAGCGUUUAAAAAGGUUUAUAAAUGGUUAUUGAGCAAUAAAACCUGCAGAGAGGAGUUUGUGUAAAAAAUCUAUUAAUCAUUCUCCUUCCCAAAAAUCCUCAAACUAAUGAUGUUGCUAAUGGUUCCAUCAUUAUGCUGAAACUGAGUUGUGCUUGGGGCUUCUCCUUGAAAAUAUCUUGUCACUUCAGGACAUCAGUAAUGGAAAAUGCCUAACACCCUCAGUAAUGGGAGUUGUAGGACCUAGGAAACUGCCCAGCUUCUUUUCCCCAAGUAAUUCCUUCAUCUGUUUGAAUCUGAUUUUGGCUUCCAUACUGAAAGAGACAUGUUUGCAUAGCAUUUUGAAUUAAAUUACUCCUAAUAUUACACUAGUAUCCUAGCACAAGUCAGACCCCAGGCCAGCUAAUACCAGGGGAUGCAUGGUAUUUUCCUUGUACAGGAUUUUGGUCAUAUGGAUUUUCAUUGUUUGCAGAUCCACUAGCCUCACUCCACAUAUGGCAAAAUAUACAUGCUGUUGUCAUCUCUGGAGACAUUUCUGUAACAUUCACAGGAUGGGCAGUGUCUUUCACUGGCUUGUCUAUUGAGUUGACCUACCACCUGUGAAACUCUGUUUCCUGUCAGCGUGUGCCUAUACUGCAAUCACAGCGUGAUUUGUAGUCCAAGUAGAAAUACCUGAUCUAGCAAUAAUGUGGCUAGCUCAAAAAACAAGAGCACUGAAACUAUUUCAUUGUGGACUAGCUUCUCAAGUAAUUACUCAGGAUUCUGGGCAGGCUUGUCCUGAAGCACCUGAUGCUGCAGCUUCACUGCUCUGGUACCCCAACUGGCUAAAGCUAAUUUGAGUAAGUGUACUUGAGCUGUAAUUGAAUACAUGUCUGUAUGGAAUUGCGAGAAUUAAAGGAUCUCUGAAGAGUGAGCAUUUAGCCUAAGUUCUAAGCCACAAGCCAAAUUCUUAAACUUGUGAAGUAUAUUACAUUUUGUAAAUUUAAGAACUUAAGAGCCACUCAUGUUUCUAAUAUACACACCCUAGCUAAGUUUGCAGGACACUUAUUUAAUGUAGAUUUAGUGUGUUUUCUCUUUAGCUUGGAAAUUGGUUUCUUAACUACUUUUUUACAUAUGUGACUAUAUUUGAGUGCAGAUUUAUAUUUUUGGAGCACUAGUCAAACAUUUAAUUAGCUGUUUAAAAGGAGAUCCUAAAUGUUUCAGUGAAAACACAAAAUUGAGUUAGACUAAAAAUUUCACAUCUUGUCACAGCCCUUGGUUUUUUGUCUCUCCAUAGCAAUGAUUCCAUGUACAAUAGUCUAGUAAUUGUAAAAAGCAUUAGAGUAGUUAGAAAUUUUAUUUUAGUACUGUUUAUCAAAAAUGCCUUAUGUUGAUGAGGGGUUGUGCAGAACAUAUCAAGUAAAUUCAACUGUACUUAGGUUUGGGUACACUUUAAUAUUUGGGUUCACUGGUAGAAUCAUGCGACAGUCUGUCUGUUCUUCCACUGUGUCCCAAUGAGGAGAGGAAACCAGUUACCUAGACUUGAUCAGCAAAUAUUUUUCUGCUGAUUAUAGGCACCAUACUCUAAUUUCAAACUAGAUACAAUUUAAAAUGACUAUAUAAUUGAACAAUUUCCAAGAAUGACUCAAUUUAUGUGCUCCUAGCUCUCAAUUGUGUAUCAAUCUAGUCUUUCCCUUACAUAGGCAUGUCUGUGUGGCUAAUCACUGUAAUCUUGGUACAUUACUGUCAACAUAAGUGUUUAUUGAAUGUUGUGGAGUGUAAUAUUUGUAUAUUUGUUUAUAGUGUGUGUGUGUGUGUGUAUAUAUAAUUUUACAUCGUGUA
This is a messenger RNA of Pelodiscus sinensis (Chinese soft-shelled turtle), 3972 nucleotides long. The record is from RefSeq and is a predicted model, not a curated record. Lineage: Eukaryota; Metazoa; Chordata; Testudines; Trionychidae.